AUGAGUACAAGCUGCAUGAUAACGGAUGCAUACAAUAACCUUGUCCUGUCUCCAGAAAACCCCACUGCUGCCUUGGUGUUCUUGCAUGGCCUCGGAGAUACGGGCCACGGUUGGAGUGAUGCUAUGGAGGUUUUGUCUAAGAAACUGCCACAUGUAAAAUUCGUGUUGCCUACGGCUUCGUCAAUGCCAGUAACGCUUAAUAUGGGAAUGCAAAUGCCUGCAUGGUAUGAUAUCAAGUCUUUGGGUCGUGUGGAUGGAGGUAAUGCCGAUGGAAUUGACACCUCCCGUGAUCGCAUCAUGACUAUUAUUGAAAAAGAAGUGGCUGAAGGUAUUCCCUCGUCGCGUAUUGUGCUCGGAGGAUUCAGUCAAGGCGCGGCAUUGUCGAUGUUUUCGGGCUAUCAGACCAAGAUAGUGCUUGGUGGUAUCCUUGCAAUGUCGGGAUAUCUUCCGCGUUACGACUCGUUCCAACUCACCCCAGAUACGGCAAAUGUGCCGCUGCUCAUGUGCCACGGCGAGCAGGACCCGGUCGUGCGCUUUGAUUACGGCAAAAUGUCCAAGGUGAAGCUGGAAACGGCGGGCGUGAAGAAUGUGGAGUUCUACUCGUACCCGGACAUGGAGCAUAGUGCCUGCAUGGAAGAGCUGGACGAUGUUACCAAGUGGCUCCAGCGUGUGAUUCCCGAGACGCAAAAUUAG
Molecule: messenger RNA, 693 nt
Organism: Peronospora farinosa
Lineage: Eukaryota; Oomycota; Peronosporomycetes; Peronosporales; Peronosporaceae
Source: the annotation of a GenBank genome assembly